This is a messenger RNA of Sitodiplosis mosellana (orange wheat blossom midge), 5412 nucleotides long. Its product is annotated as bridge-like lipid transfer protein family member 3B. The transcript has 16 exons. Bases 366 to 4757 code for a protein of 1463 amino acids. The record is from RefSeq and is a predicted model, not a curated record. Lineage: Eukaryota; Metazoa; Arthropoda; Insecta; Diptera; Cecidomyiidae.
GCACAUGUCAACUGGUUCGAACACAUUCGCUGCCUGCUUGUGUGUGCGAGAGUGAGAGUUAAGAGAAUAACACACAUCACAUUGAGAGAGCAAUGCAAUUUUUAUUGACAUUUCAUCGUCGUCGUCGAGCCAUACGCAACUUAUCAUCAUUCAGUACGACACAUAGAAAAUCAGUGAUUGUUGGAACAACACAUAAGGAUGAAGUGUCAUCGUAAAUUUGUCGACAAUUUAUUGUGGGCAUAAAGAAGAAACACGAGUAAGAAAAAAAAGGCGGAAGACGAAGAAAAACAACAACAAUUACGCCAAAAAGUAAAAGUGAUACAUUUGAUUGGUGAAGGGAUAGCAUUUUUUUGUGUCCAGAAAAAAUGGUGUCACUCAUCAAAAAUCAGCUCCUAAAGCACUUAUCACGUUUUGUCAAAGAUUUAUCGCCGGACAAAAUCAAUGUGAGUGCAUUUCGGGGCGAAGGUGAUUUAUCGAAUUUGCAAUUGAACGAAGAUGUAUUGACCGAACUACUAGAGUUACCGUCAUGGAUACGACUGACGUCGGCUUGGUGCAACCAUGUUUCCUUCCGUAUCAGUUGGACCAAAUUGAAAAGUGUGCCAAUAACAUUGAGCUUAGAUGAAGUGAAUAUAACGAUAGAAACGUGUGAAUUUGGGCGAAAUGAGAAUAGUGGAGCGGGUGGAUGGCAAUCGUUGACAGCGCCAAAGGGAAAAUACAAUUUUAUCGAUAAAAUUAUCGAUGGAAUCACAGUCACUAUUAAUACGGUUAACAUUAAUUUUAAGAGUCCAGCAUUCAUAGCAUCGGUGCAGAUGUCACGCAUUCGCGUUGAAUCAAAAACACCGAAAUGGCUAAGCGGAGACUUACGUGUGACACGAUUGAAAGACACCGUUAACGGGCAUUUGCUGAUAUUCAAGGAAUUGUCAUGGCAAACGGUGCGAAUUGAAGCGAGUUCCACACAAGAUAAAUCGCUAACACCACUACGUCUGUUGACGAAUGAAGCGCGCUGUCGUAUUACAAUCAAAAAGAAACUUGUCGAUUGCACGAUACUGGCAUCGCGAUUAGUUCUAGUCUUAGACGAUUUGCUAUGGGUACUGACUGAUUCGCAAUUAAAUGCUGCCCUACAUUUUGUCGAUUCGCUCGCUAGUCUGAUCAAAACGUCGACAAAUCUCACGCAGAAGACAAAAGCGAAGAAAAUUCUGGAACAACUGCCCGAAUAUCAGGCACAAAUAGCACAGCAAUCCCGACAACAACAGAAUACAAAUGAAGCCAAUUCCGUCAUAUCAGCAGCUCAACGAUCGUUUAAUAUGUUUGAUGUUAAGGAAACGUCCUAUCAUUUCUCUAGCCAACGCAUCGAUUUGCAUCUGUGUGAUGAUGCAGGAAAUGGUCGAUCAUGUUAUCCAGACUUGUGUGAUGGAGGUGCACUUCAGAUAUCGAUUCACGGAUUUCAGGUCGAUUACUUUCCAUUCCAUUUGGCCAAAUAUAAUCGUGCCCAUUGGCCUAAGUACAAAGAAGCAGCUGUCCCACCAGCUUUGUGGCUAGAGCAAUCAUUGAAUGCAUUCCGUGAAUCAUUAUUGAAUUUGUGUCAACCGAAUCGACCGCCAACUCAUGCACCGCUGGAACGAACGUCACCGCAGAAUACAGCAUCAAACGAAAGUUUUACCAAUAUGAAUAAACCAAGUGCAGCGCAGGCCGCUUCAACGAAACAAAUCUUGGAUAAUUUUAACAAAUUAAUGACCGCAUGUGUGGUGCUACGAAUUGAGAAUUUUAUGUUGUAUCGCGUAACGACGUCGGGUAAAAAAUCAAUGCCAAAGGAAUUUAUCUCAGGUGACAGAGAACGAUACUCAAUCCCCGAUGACCUAUCAACACUGCAUGCUGAAUUCACAUACUUUUAUUUCCCCGGUGAUUUCGACUUUCCAUUACCACCGUCAAAAGUGUUUGUUCAUGUGAACCCGGUCCAAAUAAACUUCCAUCUAGAUAGUAUUUUAUGGUUAAAUUCAUUCGCACUAAACUUGCAUGAAAAUCUCCUGCGAACGUCCAUGAAUGCGGCCAACGAAGAAAGCAAUCAAAAUCGAAAUGAACCCAGUUUAAUGUAUAUGGAUGUGAAAAUGGAAGCAAUAAUGCCACGCAUACUCAUUGAAUCAACCAUUGAUGCACCGAAUCAACGAGAUCGCCCAAAGACUAUGCAAAUCCAAGUGUCACGCUUUGCACUGACAAAUAUCCGUGAGACGGGGUCAUCACGGGCCGAUCUGGCAAAUGCGUUGCACUCUCUACAGGAGGGCACCUUAGUUUUUGCCUCCGAUUUUCCGUCAAAGACGGAUGACUUAAGCGUUGUGACUGAUAGAAUUCUUGCACAUAUGGCAGCUUCUGACAUGAUGUCAAACAAAUCAUCACCAAAUUCAGCGUCAGCAAAUACAACCAUAACAACACCGACACUAACGAAAUACGCACUUUGGAUUGAGCCACGUGAUGUUUGGUGCAUAAAACUCGAUCCCAUUUGGAUUGAAUUUCUCGGUGCUCGUUCAGUUGGUCAAAAUAAAGCCGUUCCAUUUGUCGAUGCGGUGCCGAUUACAUUCUGGAUACAUGGCAAAUCUUCCGCUAAGUUGAAUCCCACGUUAAAUUCUCUUGCCGCUCAAUCGAUGUCGUCAAUCAACCAGAAAUGCCAAGACACCGGCUACAUGAGUGACGAUCGAAACUCAAACACCGACAACUUUGCGUACAAUUCGGACUUUCUAUCGCAACAAAAUUACGCUCAAACCAAUCCAUUCUUUAGCAUGCCCAGCGAGGAUCAUACAAGCGAUAGUGAUUCGACGACGAUUCAUGCUCGCACAGCCAAAGCAUCGGUGACCUCAACAGCCGAAGACAUAUCAGCUGAUUUGCACAUAAUUGCUCAUGUUUCAAAUUUAAUUAGCGUUCAAGUUGAUCAUUAUCAGUAUCUGUUUCUACUGCGAAUAGCCGAAGAAUUUACUGAACUGUCGACAUUUUUAACGGUCGAUUCGAAGCGGAUUCUCAAAGAGGAAGACGAAAGUAAAUCGAUUGUGAUUGCUUGUGUAAUACCACAAGUUGAAGUUACCCUAGUGAUGCCAUCGCAAACACCGGGCAAAGAAUCGAACGGUGGUGAUGGAGAGAGUGUAUUACCGGACUCGGCAAGUUUAGGCGAUGAUUUACAUUUUAAUUCAAAUAGUGUAAAUGCUGCAAAUUGGCCGUUGACUCUAGAUCAAAUGAAGAAUCAUCAGAAUACCAACACAUUUGGCAGCAUCGAAACACCGUCUCCAGUUACAAACGAAGCACCCGAUGCUAUUUAUCAGCAGUUUGAGCAAACGCAACCAAUUCAAUAUACUUCAAGCCCAAACACGCAUGGUUUCAAUGUUCAAAUCGUUGGAACAUCAUCAUCAAACACAACGAGUACAUCGACACCACAAAGCUCAACAACGCCCGUGUCACGUGGCAAAAAUCGCAAUUCCAUCACUGAUUCCGGUUUGAACAUCGGAUCUAGUCUAAUUUCAAUGAAAAAGGGCUUCUCCAGCUUCAUGACAUCUAUUGACUCGGCGCUCAAAACAAACAUGUCGGAUGAUAUGAGCGACACAAUUUCAAUCCAAAGUGACAUUAGCUCCGACUCGGAAAACUAUGUUAUGGUACUUGCUGAUGACAAGACUGCCGACUGUAUGGACGUUAUGUUCAGGUUGAAUCCAUUCAAUACGGACGGUACGGCUGCUAAAGCAAAUACGGUUGAAGUGGCGAGUGAAGUGUGCGAAGAGCUUGACUACAAAACAAACAUGUCUUCACCAUCCGAACCAUCUGAGGCAAGCACAUGGAGGCGUCGUGACCUAGUUUCAAUGGCCACUUUUCGAUUGACAAUGGUCGAAAUCAUUCGACAAAAUCGUGGACCGAUUUCAGCGAUUCGGGUGCAGGUCAGUGCUGUGUCUUGUGAUGAAUGCGGUGCGAUACCUUGGGAUGAAUUCCAGUCAACCCAUCAAAAGAAACAAGCCCAGACGAAAUUCGGAGCACGUUGUCGUGCUUGGAAUAUUGCACAGUUUAAUCAAGAGUCUCCGCCCACGAUUCGUUUACGCUUAGAUGAUGAACUCAAAGUACCUGACAUUACCGAUGGAUUCACGGUCAAGGAUAAAAAAGAAGUAUUGGGUUGGUUCAACCACAAACUCGAAGCGCGAUGUAAAGAUUUGUCGCUGGCUUUGUCGAUGAGCACAGUGAUUGGUUUGAAUGAUUUAGCCGAGGAUGAAAUUAUUUCGAAACCGUUGCCAAUGGAAAUUCUGCUGGAAAACCUUAAAAUCACCCUGAUCGAAGAUCGACCGCCAGUGAAUAUCACGUCACCUGGUUCGGUUCCAAUCAAUUUGCAAAUUGGACACAUGCGCGUCAAACGCAAUGAGAUGGGCAUAUUUGAAAUUCAACCCUAUGAUUCAAUCAAUGACGGCACACAGAUAAACACUAUCAUUCCAAUGGAUACGGAAAAAAGCAAACGAGAAAGGGAUCGAGAACUGAUAUCAUUGCAGCUGGUCAUGCAGCAGCUCAAAAUUGACAACGACAGUUUGAAGAAGCAAUUGAAUUUGAUCGAACAGUCGAGUGAAGCAAAUACAUCAAAAGCACGACAAGAGAGUGAUGUUCUCAAGUCGUACCUGAAGAAGGCUCAAGAUGACAUUCUUGUGCUGCUGGAUGAAAAACGAAAACUUUUGGACACCGUGCGCAAUUUGCAGCAACAACUCGUAUCGAAAGACCAUAACCUGAAGAAUGAUGGUAGUAGGUAGCAUCAUUGUAUGGACUGUAUACAAUGUUGCGUAGAGAAUAACAAUUCUUAAUGCCAGAUCGAGUGAGCCAUUUAUACAGUCGUGAUAAAAGUUGGGCAAUGCUUGAAAUUGUUCGUUUCGAGUCUGAAUUUUUUCAAGGAUUUUUUUUUUAAUUUCGGAAAAACACUUACCAUUUGUGAGAUUUUUAUGAAUUUCCCGUUCAUUUCAAUCAAGUGUAAACAUUAGACAUUAAAAUAACGUUCCAAUUCAUUAAUGUUGAAAUGUAAUAAAAGAAAGAAGAACACAAGAUUUUGUCUCAGACAUAGUUAAUUUUAAGUUCAAUUGAGCCGUUCGAUAGUUUUCGCUCGGUCGAAUGAAUAAUGUAUGCACGCGUCUCGGCAACGGACUGCCUUCAAAAUAGACUAUGGUUGAGAUACACGUGAUACACACACAAAACAGCAACAAAUUUAGAUAUUUUGAAUUUUAAACAGUUUAAAGAUCGUUUCAUUAGAAGAAUCUCUAUUGAUGUGAAGCAAUUUUGCAAUUGAAUUAUUAAAUUGAACUAAAGCACUGAAAAUUGUGAUCAUUUAGUAUGAAUGUAUAGAUAGAUCAAUAUUUGAAAAAAAAAAAAGAUAAAAAUUCAUAGGGGAAUUUUCGAAGAAAACAUAAAGAAAAA